AUGGUUAAGUUUAUGAGGGAGAUUAAGGGUCUUUUCUACUUGGUACCAGGACUAGGUUUAGUCAAUGGUUUAAGGAGGGUUUAUGCACACAAAGAGGUGUUAGAGAUGGCUGAAAUUGCUGUUAAGAGUAGUUAUGAAUGGGUGGACCCAAGGCCAGACAGUCCAAUCCCUUUGAAACAUCUACAUGGCCUUGAUAGGGAUGAAUUUGGUGAUGAAAGUGACCCUAAUUAUGAAUAUGAUGAUGGUGAAACUAGUACUGAUGAGGAGUCUGAUACUAGUGAUGAUUUAUUCAGGAUAGCUAGGAAUAGGGUUAGGGAGUGCAACAACAAGUUGCUAAGAAUUGCAAAAGAGUUGCAAGAACAAGCAGCAGAAGGUCUUCUUGGUGCUCAACUAUUGAGCCAAGCCUCACAUGUACAACCUGCCCCUACCCUUGAAGAAGGUAACAUCAGUGAGUAUGAAGAGAGUGGAGAUGAAAUACACACACCCCUUGAGAGUGAAGAGGAAGGUGAUAUGACUGUUAGAAAAAAGAAGAGGGUGGGUGAAAUUGUGGAUCCAAACACUGACUUCUCUAAGUUUAAGUGGUCUGUUGGGAAAAGAUUCCCUAUAAGGGAGGCAUUUAAAGAAGCUGUAGCAAAGUGGGAUAUAUUACAUGGUAGGAAUGUGAUGAUUAGUCACAACAACAAGAGCAGACAGCAACAAAUUGGGAUUAGGUGCAUAUCUGGAUGCCCUUUUUAUUUGUAUGCAACUUGGGACACUAUGAGAGCUACACUAGUUGUUAGGAGAGUUGCCAGGCCCCACUGGCCAGCUAAGGAAAUAGUUGAAACUAUAAGGAGGGCUUAUAAAGUUGUUGUCACAAGGGGUUUUGCAUACAAAGUGAAGUAUGAUGCACAUAAGUUAUUGCAUGGGAGCAUGACAGAUCAUUAUAGGAAGGUUAUGCCUUACUUAGAGGCUCUUAAAACAUCUAGUCCUGGUACAAGUGUGGAGUUGGUUACAACAGUUGGUAAAAGGGGGGCACCUAUUUUUCAGAGGUUAUUUACAUGCUUUCAGGGGUUACAAAAAGGGUUUAUGAAGGGAUGUAGAAAGGUAAUAUGUGUUGAUGCAUGUUUCUUUAAGACUUUCUUGGGUGGACAAUUAUUAUCUGCUGUGGGGAGAGAUGGAAAUGAGCAGAUGCAUCCCAUAGCAUUGGCAGUUGUAGAGAGUGAGAAUAAUGAGUCAUGGCAGUGGUUUUUUGAUCACAUCCAAGCUUGCCUACAACUUGGAGAUGGUGAAGGAGUUGUCAUCAUUUCUGAUGAACAUCAGGCAAAACACAGACAUUGUGCCAGGCAUAUAUUUGCCCUAUGGCACAAGUCUUUCAAGGGUGAGUUUAAAUUGCAAUUUUGGAAAAUUGCAAAAGCUUAUAAUCAAGCUGAUUAUAAUGAGGCUCUUAAAGCAUUGGGGGUAAUCAUUGAAUAUCCUGCAAAUGCUUUCAAAGUAUACAACCCCAAGUUGUUCUGCAGGGCAUUCUUGGAUUGUUCUAUGAGGACUGAUGCCAUUACCAACAACAUGGCAGAGACCUUCAAUGCAUAUAUUAUCAAUGCAAGGACAAAGCACCUGCUUUUUACAUGA
This is a messenger RNA of Beta vulgaris subsp. vulgaris (sugar beet), 1605 nucleotides long. RefSeq lists its product as uncharacterized. NCBI's taxonomy places the organism in Eukaryota, Viridiplantae, Streptophyta, Magnoliopsida, Caryophyllales, Amaranthaceae. The record is from RefSeq and is a predicted model, not a curated record. Bases 1 to 1605 code for a protein of 534 amino acids. The transcript has 6 exons.